CCCAGGUGUGGUCGCCGCCCCCUCUCCCCUCCCGGACGCCUCCAAGAUGCCGGAGCAAAGCAACGACUACCGCGUGGUGGUGUUCGGUGCGGGCGGCGUUGGCAAGAGCUCUCUAGUGUUGCGCUUCGUCAAGGGCACCUUCCGGGACACCUACAUCCCCACCAUCGAGGACACCUACCGGCAGGUGAUCAGCUGCGACAAGAGCGUCUGCACCCUGCAGAUCACGGACACCACGGGCAGCCACCAGUUCCCGGCCAUGCAGCGCCUCUCCAUCUCCAAAGGCCACGCCUUCAUCCUGGUCUUCUCCAUCACCAGCAAGCAGUCGCUGGAGGAGCUGAAGCCCAUCUACCAGCAGAUCGUCCAGAUCAAAGGCAACGUGGAGAGCAUCCCCAUCAUGCUGGUGGCCAACAAGUGCGACGAGACCCAGCGGGAGGUGGAGACCAAAGAGGGGGAGGCGGUGGCCAAGGAGUGGAAGUGCGCCUUCAUGGAGACCUCGGCCAAGAUGAACUACAACGUCAAGGAGCUCUUCCAGGAGCUGCUCAACCUGGAGAAGCGGCGGAACAUGAGCCUCAACAUCGACGGGAAGCGCUCCAACAAACAGAAGCGGACAGACAAGAUCAAGGGGAAGUGUAGCCUGAUGUGAGGUGGGGAGGGAGGCUGGCGUGCCUCCUUCCCCUCCGCCCCACUCGCCGCCGCUGUCCCCCCUCCCUCAUCCGUGGGUGCCCAGAGGUGGUCCCGGACCUCUCCUGCCCCUCUCGCCCGGCCCCCUUCUGGCAUCUCGGCCCGGCCGCGGCCUUACGAACGCUCCCUACCCCACUGCCUGGGCCUUCAGAUCGAGGCCUCUCACUCACCACCUUCUCUGCGUCUCUCAGCUCCCUCAGCCCAACCCGAAAGGGGGGGAACACCAUAUUUGAACGAGAGAGGCGCUCUCCCCACCACCUGUCCCCUCUGGUGUGUGACCCUCCAAUGCUCCCAGUCAACAACCGCAGACCUUUUCGGGGUGGGGUGGAGGGAGAGAUGGAGCGCCAGCACCAUUGAGAAGGGCUCCUCUGAGGCAGGCCCCCGAACUCAGGCCAUGCCAGCGGACCGGAGGGCCCAGCCCAGCUUGGAGAACAGCGUCUCCUGGAUUGGAUCCAAAAGCCAGGCAGGAGGAGAGAUGCUGCAAAUGUUUCCCGGGCAUCCGGGUCGGCAUCCCGGGCCUCACCAGGGGAGCAGCACCGCUUCCUCUCGCCUUCUGCUUCUAAAGGCCACAAUGACUGGAAAGCCUCCCGAAAGACGUCCGGGAUCUUCUUGCCAGAAAAGAGGCUGGGCAGGCCAACUGCGGGACUCUGCUUCUCCAGACGCUGCAACUCUGCCAAGGGUCUGCAGCACACACUCUGCACGAGAGGCGUGGGCGCCGACCGACCCAGAGCCAAGCCGUUGCCACCGCCACCAUGGAAGAUGGGAUGGGGGAAUCCUGUGGCUGGACCCAGCAUCCUGCACACUCAAAGGAAACCGUGUGGCGGGCCUGGGCCUUCCGCUGCCAUCGCUCUUUUCAGGACAGAGGCACCAAUGGGCACUUCGGUUUCUGGCCGUGUGACCGGUGGCCACCCCCCAUCUUGGGCCAGGACUGUGCCCCCAUGCAGCCGUGGGAUAUUGCAGAUCUCAGGGGCUCCAUGCAAAAGAAAAGAAGGUCCAGGAAUGAGCCUUAUGGCCAGACGUGGGCAAGAGGAAAGAUCUUAUGGGGGGUGGUGGGCGAUGGAGGAUGGGAAGGCCCCCCCAACCCUUUCCAAGCUUUCCAGAUCCUGCCAAGCAAGACUCUGCAUGUCUUGGCCUCCAGACACCUUGGGUGCACCCAGCAGCCUAACAGGAUUGGGUCCGAGUGGCCAGGGGAGCAGCACGAGGAACCCGAAAGCCGGAUGGCGGGACAGGCCGGCCAGCACACCCUUCCAUCCCUGGGUCUCUCUUCCCUGGCUUCGACCCCAACACUCCCCAGCCUGCCAACCCUCGGCAUGCCAGACUUUGAACGUUCCCACUGAUUCGUGAGAUGACGGAUCUGUGUUUAAUUUUUAGUCUAAAGGUUUAAUUUUUAAAGCAACAAGACAACCACCACCAAACAGAAGAGCACACCUCUCGCCCGCUGAGGAGGGCGAGGCCAGCCUGAGGGCUGUACAGAAGACAGAGCAAGAGAGUGAGCCCAUGCGGCUGGACUCAGCCCUCUAGCAGGAGAUCCUGCUCUCUCCAUGGGGCUCAAGAUUGGGGGACAUUUAAGAGGCAGGUGGUGCUGCUUCCCAGAGAGGAGAAUGUUUAAGAAUUUCUUCCGGGGGGAGGGAGAUCUUCAAACAGACCCUCGGGAGGCAGAUAUGGCUUUUGUCUUCUGAGAAAGAAUGGCUUUGGCCCAUUCAAAAUGCCUUGUUAUGCAAAGGUGGUGGCUGCGGGCAGAGGGGGGUCUGGGGUCCAUUGGGGACAUGGCCAUGCUAAAAGGGGGUCACCAACCCACUCCUCAAGAGUAUCCCAAGGAUAGGAGAACGAGGGAAGGGGGAAGGAGGGCAAGGGGUCCCCUCGUGCCCUUCCCUGCAGAGAGCCCCCUGAGUGGCACAGAAGAGAGCUGGUUAUGGGUUCAGAUUUUCCCUUUUGAGGAAGAGGGGAGGCCUGGAAGUUGUAAAAGCAAGCCUCAAACUGGGCAGGCAGUCUGAGUCUGCAGGAGAUGCUUGAGUGUCUGUCCGUGUGAAGGGGACUCUGUGCCUCUUCCUUCCUUCCUUCCUUCCUUCCUUCCUUCCUUCCUUCCUUCCUUCCUU
Molecule: messenger RNA, 2777 nt
Organism: Pogona vitticeps (central bearded dragon)
Lineage: Eukaryota; Metazoa; Chordata; Lepidosauria; Squamata; Agamidae
Source: RefSeq, a predicted model, not a curated record